Molecule: messenger RNA, 2157 nt
Organism: Pelobates fuscus (common spadefoot toad)
Lineage: Eukaryota; Metazoa; Chordata; Amphibia; Anura; Pelobatidae
Gene: ACP2
Product: acid phosphatase 2, lysosomal
Exons: 11
Coding region: 39-1325 (428 amino acids)
Biological process (GO): lysosome organization; dephosphorylation
Cellular component (GO): lysosome
Molecular function (GO): acid phosphatase activity
Source: RefSeq, a predicted model, not a curated record
GCGCAAGGAGUUCCGGGGGCCGGCCACUUUCAGACACCAUGGCGGACGGGAGCUGCCCGACUUCCAGCCACCCGCUGAGGACCCUGACCGUGCUGCUCCUGGCACUGCUUGCCGUCACGGCUCCCUGCACGCAGGCCCGGGAGCUCCGCUUGGUUACCUUGGUCUAUCGUCACGGUGACCGAUCUCCAGUAAAAGCUUAUCCCAAAGAUGUGCAUCAGGAGAGUGCCUGGCCGCAAGGCUUUGGGCAGCUCACACAGGUUGGGAUGAAGCAACACUGGGAUCUGGGACAAGAGCUACGGAAACGUUACAGUGGAUUCCUUAAUGAGUCGUACAACAGGCACGAGAUCUAUGUACGGAGCACAGACGUGGACCGUACGCUGAUGAGCGCCGAAGCUAACCUUGCAGGUCUGUACCCUCCUGCAGGUUCCCAGGUCUUCAACCCCAACAUAUCAUGGCAGCCGAUCCCAGUGCACACCUUGCCCGAGUCUCAAGACCAUCUGUUGAAGUACCCUCUGCUCCCUUGCCCUAAGUACCUGAAGCUGCAGGAAGAAACGCGUCUUUCUCCAGAGUACAUCCAAAAAACAAAGGACAACAAAGAGUUCCUUCAGAUGGUAGCAAAUGAGACCGGGUUAUCUGACUACUCCCUGGAAUCAGUGUGGAGCAUUUCUGAUACCCUCUUCUGUGAGAAAACGCACAACCUAAGCCUCCCUGUUUGGGCAACUCCUGAUGUCCUGGCUCGACUAAGUGACUUAAAGGAUUUCAGCUUCAGAUUCCUCUUUGGAAUCCGCGAUCGGGUUCAAAAAGCUCGUCUGCAGGGAGGUGUUUUGGUGGGCCAGAUUCUGAAGAAUAUGUCAGCUAUACUACACAACCCUUCUAAUGAACUGAAACUCAUCGCAUAUUCAGCACAUGACACCACUCUCGGAGCGUUGCAUAUGGCUCUGAAUGUCUACAAUGGAAAGCAGUCUCCAUACGCUGCCUGCCAUAUCAUUGAACUGUAUGAGGAAAGCCCUGGGAACCUCACGGUGGAGAUGUACUUUAGGAAUGAAAGUGGAAAGGCACCUUACCCUUUGACGCUCCCUGGCUGUAACCAGACCUGUCCGUUCCAGGAUUUCCAGCGAUUGCUCCAGCAAGUCGUAACCGAAGAUUGGUAUCAAGAAUGUCAGGUUGCCAGUACAACCCACGAUACAAAGGUUAUCACCGGUCUGGUAGCCUGUGGAUCAAUCCUUCUUCUUCUCGUUGUUCUGCUCCUCGGGGUACUGUUACGGCAGAAGUCUCAGCCUGUGGGGUACCAUCAUGUCUCCGAUAUGGGGGAAGAACAGACCUAAUUUCGUCCAUGCCUUCACCCUCCCCAAACGCUCUCUCUAGAGAUUCCGUUUUAAACAAUGAUUUUAGUAUUUUUAUUUUUUUAAUUUGGGAUCAACCAGAAACAUGUGAAAUUGAAACUUGCAGUCAGGAGUUUCCUUGGCAACACAACAAUGCAAUACUUACAAGACUGAAGCCAUGCUCUCCUGGAUGUAGCAUAAUGCAGUGUAAAUCAAGAUAUCGGAUGAUCACAAGUCUGCAGUAACCUAUUUCAAUCUCUCUGAGUCUUUGCCUUCCAACACUAGUUUCUAGUUACCUGCCGGUGGACCCUGAGAUACAAAAUGAGUCAGAGCUUUCUUCCAAGGAAAAGGGUCAGAUAUCCAUUGUUACCAAUUAAUCAGAACGAAUCUUUAUCUUGUUCUUUAAACUUUGCGCUGGUUUCAGAAAACUGACACCCACCAAGAAUUCACUUAAAAUGCUAGCAAUCACCUUGACACAAGCAACAGCAGUGUUGUGGCCAGAGGACACAACUUCGGAAACAUUUAGUCUGGUUGAACUGGAAUGAUAAUAUAAUUGUGAUUCUUUUAGGUGUCCAGUACUGCAGUAAGAGCAAAGCACCUCGGCUUGGGAGAAUCCCUACAAAGUUUAUGGAUUCCUAAGAUUACCUGUACAUAUUUUAGUACCUGCACUGGCUGACUUUUUAUAGAGUAGGCUGUAGAUUGUUAACCCUUUAUCAAUCGAUGCCAUAACCAUCUGAUGUUUGUAGACCCAAUGCCUGCUUAUUUAGCAUCAGAAGCUAUAGGUAGAUCUGCUAACUUGAAAUUAGGCUGUGCCUUCUGUGUUGGCAUUUUGAUU